Messenger RNA from Gasterosteus aculeatus aculeatus (three-spined stickleback), 3676 nucleotides. RefSeq names its product cytochrome P450 2F2. Gene Ontology annotation, molecular function: oxidoreductase activity, acting on paired donors, with incorporation or reduction of molecular oxygen, reduced flavin or flavoprotein as one donor, and incorporation of one atom of oxygen; heme binding; iron ion binding. NCBI's taxonomy places the organism in Eukaryota, Metazoa, Chordata, Actinopteri, Perciformes, Gasterosteidae. The record is from RefSeq and is a predicted model, not a curated record. Gene Ontology annotation, cellular component: cytoplasm; intracellular membrane-bounded organelle. Gene Ontology annotation, biological process: xenobiotic metabolic process.
CUAAAGGGGCAGCAAACCUAAGAUUGCUACUACAGUUAACUAUAUUCCAUCAAACGGUGAACCGAUGAGUAUAUGGAUGAAUUAAAAUACAUCUGCGUGUAGUCAACUACUGUUUCUAUUACAUCCCGUCGGACCAUGAUUAUUUAUUUAUAUUAAUUAAUGAACUUUUCUCCUGUUACCUUGGUUACCGCUGGCAUGCAGACGGAUUUCUAGCACACAACUUGCGUUGAUUCUUACUGUGAAAAUCGACGUACUUCCGGUUUGGCGGCUACGCCUCGUAUUUUCUUUUUAUGGGCCAAAAAAAGGGAUUAAUGGAAGGUUCUAAACGACAAACGAGAAAACGGCCGCCCACUACCUUUUUACCGCUUUUGAUUUAAAACGAAAAACGAGAAAAACUGUUUUCGUUUUUACGGUAAAAGAGAUCAAAAGGUACACGGAUCCACCCCCUCUAUAAAAGCCUUUUACUAAUGGAAACCAACCAGAUGUAAAAAUACCGUGGAUCUGUUUUUCCCCAAUGUUUAGAUGCAGUUUCCUCAUAGACCAUUCUAUUAUUUAAACAUAGAUUUUCAGCAAACGUCUUUGCUAUUAGUCAACCACUUAAUCAUAUUUUUCAUUUUGCAGCAUUAAUGUGCACCACAGUAUGUUUCCCUUUCAACUGCUUUUGCUGUCGGGGCUGCAAAUAUUUCACGCCUUUGUUAUAUUGUGUGGAAGUUAGACCACACCCAAUGUGCAUGUAUGGCCUGUAUCACUGCUGGCUAUACAUCGUGUUCAGAGGGAGUAACUGUGCAAAUAAGAUCGUUGCGUAACCACAGGAAACCACGGCAGCCAGUAGAGUCGCGUUCUGUGCGCAGUGGUUUUGUCCAUAGCUGGGGGUUAACAGUGAUUCCGAUCCACGCUGUAAUAAGCAGUAUAAGUAUGAGGUGAGCCAAACAUAACUACAGGAGUAAGCAUUCAGAACCGAGAAAUACUCGCAGAAAGCCAGUAAACUCUUCAGUUCAGUCCCUUCCACCAUGUUUGCGUCAAUAAUCCUGCUGUUAAUCUGCAUUGUCUUCAUCGUCAUUCAACUCAAAUCCCGAAGGCCCAAGAACUUUCCACCGGGACCCCCAGUCUGGCCGAUACUGGGGAACAUUUUGGACCUGAGCCUAGAGAACCCCCUGAAGGACUUUGAGAGGUUGAGGAAGACCUAUGGAAAUGUCUAUAGUUUAUUUCUCGGUCCCAAACCAGUAGUAGUCAUUAAUGAGAUGAAGACCAUAAAGGAGGCUUUGGUGACCAAGGGUGUCGAUUUCGCUGGAAGACCCCAAGACCUAUUGAUCAAUGACAGCAGCGAGAGGGAAGGACUGGUCAUGACAGAUUACGGUUCUAGUUGGAAGGAGCAACGUCGCUUUGCUCUGAUGAACUUGAGGAACUUUGGAAUGGGGAAGGACAGCAUGGAGGAGAGGAUUCAUGGAGAGAUACAAUAUACUGUGGACACGCUGGAGAAGAGCAUUGGCAAAUCCUUCAGUCCUCAAAACAUGUUUCAUAAUGCGGCCUCCAACAUCAUCUGCCAGGUUCUAUUUGGAAAACGCUUUGAGUAUGAGGAUGAGACUAUCAAAACAGUUGUUCAAUGCUUCACUGAGAAUGCCAAGAUAGCCAAUGGGCCAUGGGCUAUGAUUUAUGACUCUUUUCCUUUGAUCAGAAGCCUGCCACUUCCCUUCAGACGGGCCUUUAAGAAUGUGGAGACAUGCCGGAAAAUUGCAAAAUCUUUGAUGAAUGAGCACAAGCAGACGAGAGUGCCUGGAGAGCCGCGAGACUUUGUUGACUGCUACUUGGAUCGGCUGGAUAAGCCGGGUGAUCGUUCGUCCUUUUCAGAAGCACAGCUCACUAUGUAUAUCCUAGAUCUUCACUUUGCUGGGACUGACACUACUUCCAACACCCUUCUUACUGGUUUCCUUUACUUAAUGAACUACCCACAUGUACAAGAGCGGUGUCAGCAGGAGAUAGACAUGGUGCUGGAGGGAAAGGAUCAGGCCAGUUCUGAGGACAGAAACAACAUGCCUUAUGUGCAGGCCGUAAUCCAUGAAUUCCAGAGAGUAGCCAACACUGUCCCACUCAGCAUCUUCCACUCUACAACUAAAGACACAGAGCUCAAUGGAUAUUCCAUCCCCAAAGGUACUCUGAUCAUCCCUAAUCUCACUUCAGUGCUGAAUGAGGAGGGCCAAUGGAAAUUCCCAAAUGAAUUCAACCCUGAAAACUUCCUCAAUGACCAGGGAGAGUUUGUGAAACCAGAGGCCUUCAUGCCUUUCUCUGCAGGCCCUCGGAUGUGUCUCGGAGAGGGUCUGGCCCGUAUGGAACUCUUCCUCUUUACGGUGACGCUGCUGAGGAAGUUUAAGUUCAUCUGGCCUGAGGAUGCAGGAGAGCCAGACUUCACUCCAGUCUAUGGGGUCACUCUGACUCCCAAACCUUAUCGCAUGAAGGUCCAACUCCGGGUAUCGCAGAAAAUCCCACAUUAAUGAAUUGUUUUAACCAACCAGCAAACAACAUGUUGAUGUAACUAUUAAGUGGACAUCACUUACUUAACUUACUUACUUAACCUACAUUCAUCACCUUUAACAAUCAAUAAAACAUACUUGUUUCAAAAGCAUCACCGGUGAAUGCUAUGCGCUAAAACACGUUUUGCUAUGGAACUGGUUGCCAACACUUGGUCUUUCUGGACACAAAACAAGAUCGUUGUUGUAUUAAUUAAAGCUUUAUACUGAGGAAAUACACUACUCUCGUAUAAAUAUAAUCUAAUUUUCUAGUCUUUCCCUGCCUUUAGCUGGCUUACCUCCUGCCUGUUCAAAAUUGCUUGGUGUUGAGUGUGACCCACCAGUUAUAGACUGUGGCUAUAAGCAUUACCUUUCCACUAUUUGCACUUUGGCUUAGCUUGACCUGAGGGAUUUCUUAUUGUUUAAAAAUUAGUGUGCAUGUCUAGGGGUAAUCAUAACUCCCUGUCUAUCACUAAUAUUUUUAUCUGUAUGCUUCUUAAGUCUCUCACUCCUUCUUAGUGUAUUUGAACCUUGUAUUUAGAGUUGCAAAAGCUUGUCCCUUUCUGUUUGUAUUUCUUAACAUCAAUGGCAUUUUUCUGUAUCCUUCCUCUCAGGUAGUGGCUUUUUUGCUUUUCCUGUGUUGCGGCAAAGAGUGCAGCCUAACUAAGCUGCCUCCCCCAUAGAUUAUCAGACCACACAAAGCCCAGUAUGGUCUAUAUUCUCCCAUUGCAUGUUUUUUUUCAGGCUGCCACUAGCUGAUUGCCAGCUAUGACACCUUACAAUGCAAUAGAGAAUUAUGCCAACCAGGGGUCAGUUGGCAAACCUACUACAUAGUGGACUAAUCAAACAUGUUAGGCACCAACAUAUACUUACUCUAUACUUGUGUAUUAAAUUAACACCCAAAUGUGUUUAGAACUGUAACCAUUACAACAAAUCUCUCCUAACCUUGAAGAAUUGUAAGCCAAACAAUGAGGAUACCCUAAACAUCACCAAUAUUUUUGCGUGCAUAAAUGCAAACAAAACAUUUUACGCAGUGUUGUGACAUAAUACCAUGAAUGUAUUUUCAUUCAUAUAUUUGCAAUUACUUGAAAUAGUUUUGGAAGGAUUAUGCUAUCAUGCAGAUAUGGAGUCUUGUAGUGAGAUGUUAAUAAAACAUUGUAUUUUGUCAUUUA